AUGUCUGAAGUGCCGAAAAGAUGGAAAGGCACAUGCGAGAAUGGAACAGAUUUCCCCCCAUUUCUCUGCAACAACAAGCUCAUUGGGGCUCGGUCCUUUAGCAAAGGCCUGAAAGCAGCGGGAAUCAAAUUCGCGAAAAAAGACUUCGAUUCGCCUAGGGACUGGUUUGGUCAUGGUCAUGGCACUCACACUUCUUCAAUAGCUGCAGGUAAUCAUGUACAAGGCGUAAGUCAUUUCGGAUAUGCAAAAGGCACCGCAAGAGGGGUGGCGCCACGAGCCCAUGUUGCCAUGUACAAGAUCGCCUGGGACAAUGACUCAGAUGAGAGUUUCGCUAGUGAUGUGCUUGCAGGCAUGGACCAGGCAAUUUCGGAUGGUGUUGAUAUAAUGUCACUGUCUCUUGGCUUUGAGUUUCUUCCUUAUUUCAAUGAUGUCAUUGCCAUUGCUUCUCUCUCUGCAAUAGAGAAGGGAAUUGUUGUGGUCUGUGCUGCUGGCAACAACUGGGGUUACAAUUCAACACAAAAUGGCGCACCCUGGAUCACACUGACUCUGGAUAAUGGUUUGAUAGUUGACGGAAUAUCAUACUUCCCGGAGAGUGGUUACAUUACUGAUGCGCCAUUGUACUACGGCAAAGACAAUGCGAACAAAGCAAGAUGCAAUGGUGGGGCACUGGAUCACAAAGAAGUGAAGGGAAAGGUAGUCCUUUGUGAUAAUAUUACCGAGACUGAUGUCAGUAGUCUCAGAUUUCAAAAAUGGGAGGUGGAGAGGGCAGGUGGUUAUGCUGGAAUCUUCAUGACAAAUCUCUCAUUGUUAGACCCAGAAGACUUCUCCAUUCCUGCUGUCAUUGUUCCAAUUGCUACAGGGGCGUUAAUUAGAGAGUAUGCAACACAGGCCAAUACAACUCGAGUUAAGACCCUGAGUUUUGUGCACACAAAUUUGGGUACAAAACCAUCCCCGCAAGUAGCGUAUUUCUCUUCAAGAGGACCAGACCCUAUCACUCCGGGUAUUCUAAAACCAGACGUUAUUACUCCAGGAGUCAAUGUGCUUGCUGCAAUUAUACCUAACAAGCGAUACAUGGAAGUAAGCCAUUACAAUUUAGUGACAGAUUAUGGGCUAGAUUCAGGAACAUCAAUGGCGGCACCCCAUGUCGCCGGAGUGGCAGCUCUACUAAAGGCAGUUCACCGAGAAUGGAGUCCAGCAGCCAUCCGAUCGGCCAUCAUGACCACAGCAUACUCAACCGAUAAUUCACAAAACAGCAUACAAGACCAACUGUCAGGUCUUCCUGCCACACCUUUAGAUUUUGGUGCAGGCCACAUCAACCCGAAUAACGCCAUGGACCCUGGACUAGUCUAUGACAUGAAUGUGCAAGACUACAUUGAGUUUCUGUGCACCCUUGGGUACAAUGACAAGCAGAUGAGAGCUGUUAUUAGACGAAGCCAAUGGACUUGCAGACAGUCACCUGGUGAGCUAAACUACCCUUCAUUCAUGGCCAUCUUCAACAGAACAGACACUUUGAAGACCAAAAAGUUUAACAGGUUCGUUACAAACGUAGCAGAUGACGCAUCAGUUUAUCGAGCAGUUCUGGAAGUUCCUAGGGGAAUGAGGAUAACAGUAGAGCCUGAUAAUCUUACAUUCACCAGAAAAUAUCAGCAGCAAGGUUUUGAUUUGAAUGUAGAGAUUGAUAACGAUGCCCCGGAGGUGAUCUACGGUUAUCUGAGAUGGAUUGAUCACCGUGGUCACAUGGUAUCAAGCCCUGUAGUGGCCAUGAAUAACUAG
Molecule: messenger RNA, 1773 nt
Organism: Fragaria vesca subsp. vesca
Lineage: Eukaryota; Viridiplantae; Streptophyta; Magnoliopsida; Rosales; Rosaceae
Product: subtilisin-like protease-like
Exons: 1
Coding region: 1-1773 (590 amino acids)
Source: RefSeq, a predicted model, not a curated record